AUGAAAGAGUUGUAAAAGUACUAGAAGAAAGAUCCUAUAAAUGGAGAAAUUAUUAAAAAAUCUGCUACACUUAGUUUAACUCUAUUUAAUUAGGAUGAAAAUAUAGAUGUUAUUGAAGAAUGUACUGUUGUUUAUUCUUAAUAUUUAAGAGUAAAAGGUACAGAAACUAUUGAUAAUGCAAAAUAAGCUUGUGAUUAAAAUAAUUUUAUAGAAGCUUAAAGAUUAUUAGAUAAUAUGAUGAUACAAAUAUAGAAAAAUAAUAAUAAAGUAGUUUAUAAAUGUAUUGGAAUUAUUUAAGAUUUAAAUUAAGCUAAAUAAGCUUCAUAAAAGAUAUAAUAUAAUAAUUUUGGUUCAAAAUAACUAUGUUAAAUGAUUGUUAAUAAUUAUGCAUAAGGAGGUAUAAAUUCCAUAUUUACACUAAGAAAGCUUAAUAUUGAUAUUUAUAUUCAUUAUUUUAUAAUAAAAUCAUUAUAAAACUAUAUAAUUAUUGAAUUAUUCUAUUGUUGUCUAUAGUUUUCUCAUUAUAAUCUAUAAAGACUAAGAAAAGAAAAAUUUUUAGAUAAUUUAAAUGAACACAAUUAGAAAUUUUGGUCUAAUGAAUUCAAUGUUAUUGUUAACUUCAGAAUAUUUAGUUUGAAGUUUUAAAGGUAAAAUCAUUUUAAUUACAAUUCAUAGGAUUAUUCAGAAUUUUUAAUAUAUUUAAUAGAAUAAAAUCCAAUAGAAUAAUACUUUGAUAUUUGUUUCGAUUAUUCAUUAUUAUUUGAAUAUUUUCCUAAAAUGGCUGAUUCUAGGUAAUAAAAUGUAGGACCUUAUGAUCCUUGUAGUGUACCAAAGGGAGGACUUAAUUAGAAAGAAAGAAUAAUUUUACCUUUAAAAUUCAUCUGCCCUUCUGAUUGUGUAUGUUAAUCUAAAGUUGAAAGAAAUUGGCAUCAUAAAAAAUGUGGAAAUCCUUCAUUCAUUACUGAUUAUGGAGAUAUUUUAUGUAAAAAUCACUUAACAGAUUGUCCAGGAUAUUUUAUUAAAGACGCCUCUUUUUAAUGCAAUAAAGCAGCAGAAUCAAACACUUGGUAUCAACAUAAGAGCAUGUCAUAACUUUUUGAUGCUCUAUCAAAAGCUAUUUAGGUUGCAGAAAAUGAUCUUUCUGACGAUAAAGUGACACAAUUUUCUAAAAAUCUAAUUAAUCAAAUACAAACUAGAUGGUAUACCUGA
Paramecium primaurelia is the source of this 1209-nucleotide messenger RNA. NCBI's taxonomy places the organism in Eukaryota, Ciliophora, Oligohymenophorea, Peniculida, Parameciidae. The record is from the annotation of a GenBank genome assembly.